Messenger RNA from Selaginella moellendorffii, 690 nucleotides. RefSeq names its product recQ-mediated genome instability protein 1. Lineage: Eukaryota; Viridiplantae; Streptophyta; Lycopodiopsida; Selaginellales; Selaginellaceae. Gene Ontology annotation, biological process: double-strand break repair via homologous recombination; resolution of meiotic recombination intermediates. The transcript is spliced from 4 exons. The annotation marks the transcript as partial. The record is from RefSeq and is a predicted model, not a curated record. Gene Ontology annotation, cellular component: nuclear body; RecQ family helicase-topoisomerase III complex.
AUGCUUAGAACCCGUCCUAAGGCGCAGUGGCUUUCUUCUUGCCUGCGCGAGCAGAUGGGAGCGUCACAGUUGCCGGUAGACUCGUGCGCCGAGAAAUGCUUUGCGCAGCUCCUCGCUGCCGAUUUCAAUCUCGUCACCGAUGCUGUGCUUCCUCCAGGGAUCCAGGCGAUGCACAAAGUGGAGCUAGCGGGCCCAUUCGUUCUACAAGUAGAUGAAACGGUGGACAUUUGCUGCGGCCUCAAGGAUCGCUACCAGGAAAGAAAUGCUGGAAUUGGAAGUCGAUGCUUGAAGCUAUCCAUGACUGACGGUGCUCAACGAGUUUUUGGCAUUGAGUAUCGUCCUAUCCCACAGCUCAAAGUGUUACAACCAGCUGGUUUGAAGAUUUGCGUAAGGAAUGUCUGCAUUCGGAGAGGGAUGUUUCUUCUCGUCCCAGAAAUUGUUACUGUUCUAGGAGGUGUUGUCCAAGAGCUUGAAGAGGCUCGACAGAGAGUGGUAAAUCAAGUAAACAAACCUCCUCGGGGAAACAGGCACCCGCGUGGUACUACUCCACCAUCGUUGGAAGAGCAACUUACACAAGCUGCCUGGCCCCGAACUCCUGACGUCCAAGAAAACAAUGGCGCUGCAGCCAAUCCUGGAAGUGAGCAGCAACCUUCUUCGACUGUUCGUGAUCAUCCAGUGACUGUGUUUGCU